AAUCCCUCCUCUCCGUUAAGAGGAUCCAUCCAUGGCUUUAACCAGCCGAUGCCGGCUCCGAGGUCGCAGAGCGAUGGAAACCGAGUGCGGGAACAUAAUGUCGUCCCGCUCGGACAGUGGGAGCGGGGAGGACUCGUUGGACCGGCUCCUGCCGCCCGCCGGGGCCCCUCGCAGGAAGAGCGCUACCUCGCUGAGUAAAACGGAGCCUCCCCUGCUCCGUACAGGCACGCGCACCAUCUACACCGCUGGCCGACCUCCCUGGUAUGACGAGCACGGGGCUCAGUCAAAAGAGGCCUUUGUCAUCGGGUUGUGUGGGGGCAGUGCCUCAGGGAAGACCACCGUGGCCAAUAAGAUCAUCGAGGCUCUGGAUGUGCCGUGGGUUGUGCUGUUGUCUAUGGAUUCCUUCUACAAGGUUUUAUCCUCGGAAGAACAGGCUCUGGCAGCGAAGAACGACUACAACUUUGACCAUCCGGGAGCGUUCGACUUCGAGCUGCUGGUAGCCACCCUGCGAAAACUGAAGCAGGGCAAGAGUGUGAAGAUCCCGGUGUAUGACUUCACCACGCACGGGAGGCAGAAAGACUGGAAAAACGUGUACGGCGCCAGUGUUAUCAUUUUCGAAGGAAUUAUGUCUUUUGUGGACAAAGAGCUUCUUCAGCUGCUGGAUAUGAAAAUCUUUGUCGACACGGACUCAGACAUUCGACUCGUCCGCCGGCUCCGGAGGGACAUCACAGAGCGCGGACGGGACAUUGAAGGCGUCAUCAAGCAGUACAACAAGUUUGUGAAGCCGGCCUUUGAACAGUACAUCGAGCCGACCAUGAGGCUGGCUGACAUAGUCGUGCCAAGAGGUGGUGGGAAUAUGGUGGCCAUUGAUCUGAUAGUGCAGCAUGUCCACAGCCAGCUGGAGGAGCGAGAGCUCAGUGUCAGGGCUGUCCUGGCCUCAGCCCAGCAGACUCAGCCGCUGCCCCAGACGCUCAGCGUGUUGGAGAGUACGCCGCAGGUCAAAGGCCUGCACACCAUCAUCAGGAACAAAGAAACCAGCCGAGAUGAGUUCAUCUUCUAUUCAAAGAGGUUAAUGCGACUUCUGAUAGAACAUGCGCUCACAUUUCUGCCAUCACAGCCGUGUGUAGUUCAGACUCCGCAGGGCCAGGAGUACGAGGGCCGCAGCUACAACGGCAAAGGGAUGACCGGUGUGUCCAUCCUGCGGGCUGGAGAGACCAUGGAGCCCGCCCUGAGGGCCGUGUGCAAGGACGUCCGCAUCGGCAAGAUCCUCAUCCAGACCAACCUCGACUCCGGCGAACCGGAGCUGCAUUACCUGCGUCUGCCCAAAGACAUCAGCGAAGAUCAUGUCAUCCUAAUGGACAGCACAGUCUCCACCGGCGCUGCUGCCAUGAUGGCAGUACGAGUCCUACUGGAUCACGAGGUGCAGGAGGAUAAGAUCAUGUUGGUGUCGCUGCUGAUGGCAGAGCUCGGAGUUCACUCUGUGGCCUACGCCUUCCCAAAGGUCAAAAUCAUCACCACCGCUGUGGACAAGAGCCUGGACAACCUAUUACAUGUAAUUCCUGGUAUCGGAGAUUUCGGGGACCGAUAUUUUGGGACAGAUGGGUCCGACAGCUGGAGCGAUGAUGAGGACCAGGACCAGCCAUCACACUGACACAAGCACCUGUGAGCCUCUGUGAAAGAAAGAAAAAAAAUACUACUUGAAAUCUCCUGUUACUGUGCAUCCUCUUCUUCAGGCAUAGACGAGGAAAGAGUUUGUUACAUUUUGUGUACUGUAUGUGGCAUUUUGUACGCUUAGGCCACCGGUGGGUUUCAGUCUAGUUGUAGGCAUGUGGGACUCUUUGUUCUAUCUACAACGCAGUGUUCAACAUUAAUAUUUUCAUACAGAAGUGAAAUGGUGCCAUACGCUUAGGUACAAUAAUGCAAUAAUGUUGUAACUUACUACAAGGUUUUAUUCAGGAACUGGAUGCACCAGCUGCUCUUAAAUCAAGGACUUAAGUUCAUGUUUCAAACAGAAAAUCACUGGAAAGGUUUUCACUAUUAAGAUUUAAACUCUUGGUUAAACCAGAUUAAAACAGCACAGUGACACCAUGAAUACACCAACACCCCCACAACAAUGAAGCUAGAACAUUUAUCAGGUAACGUUCACCAUGUUCAGCAUCUUAGCUUAGCAUGUUAACGCUUGUUCUUCACUGUUAACUAAAGGAAAUGUUCUCAGAUGAUUUUGUAAAGCAGAAAUUUAAGGGGUGAACAAAGUUAUUCAGUUUCAUUGUUAUCUUGGAAGUUGAUGUUUGCAUGCACAAGACGUUAAGACAUUUUACCUAAAAAGAAAGGCUUGUGUUAGCUGUGAACUGAGCAACAGAUUGAUACUGAUACUUUUACGAGUCCGAUCUUUCUACCGAUCCUUUCCAAACACAGGCCUGGUUUUGAUAUUUAAAAUGUUCCUGCAGUUUAAAAUUAGUGAGGAACAUGUGAUAGCAGUAAAUGGAUUUCCAUUAUACAGUAGGUCAUGUUGGUUUAUUUUUUUCAAAACCCAUUAACUCUUAAAUGCAAACAGCUCAUAUUGGUAGUAGCUGGUCAGGAUCAGACAUGCAGCAGCGACGUCUGGGGCUUUUAAGGCUAUUAAUAUUUAAUUUGUGUGGUGCAGUCUGUUUUUAAUAUAGAGGUAUUUGAAAAAUAACCACCCCUCAGGAAAAAAAUAAUAUUUUUUAUUGUAUUCUUUAAAAAUCAGAUGCAUACCUCUGAUAUUGGUAAUUAUGCAGCAGAGUCACAGACUGAACUUCAGUUUAUGAGCAGCUGGUGCGUCUGACUGAAGAAUAUGUUCUUAACAAAUUCAUCCACACUUUAUGCUGCCCUAGAAAGGCAUUUUCACAUAUGUCAUGGUGUAACUUUAAAUCUACAGCAGACCAGUUUUAUAUUAAGAUUUAUCACAAAGGGGAGUGAAUAUAAUUUUCCAACUAUUACAUGUUCAAAUCAAGAAUGUUAAAUUCAGCAGGUGGAAAAGCAGGUUUUAAUUCAGAUUUUGUUUUACGUUUUCGCAGCCACUGCUUGAAUUGUUCGCCUAUACGUGUCUGGAAUGAUCUGAACCGUCACACACUCGCAUCUGAAUAUUUUAAACGCUCCUCUGACUCUCAGGGUUCACUCGCAGGCCGUCCGGCUCCCCCGCUGUGAUGCACUUUAAGGCCUGAAGAGGUCAGCAUAGCUCACAUGAAGCUCCUCUUCUACUGUGAUUUAUAGCGUGUCCCCCUGAGAAAUCUGCUCUUUGCAGCGCAGGAGAAAUGCACACUGACUCACCUGGAGCUUUACGAUCAUUUCUGUGUCAAUGGAAAAUCCUUCGCGAUGUUACACGCUAAUGUGGAGCAGCAGCUCAUCCUCAGUGAUAAACAUGUACGAUGCUAAUGUUGUUUCAGGGUCACAAAAUGAGCAGUAAAAAAUCUCCUGGCUCUCCUUC
Messenger RNA from Mugil cephalus (flathead mullet), 3448 nucleotides. It is a transcript of the gene uckl1a, whose product is annotated as uridine-cytidine kinase 1-like 1a. NCBI's taxonomy places the organism in Eukaryota, Metazoa, Chordata, Actinopteri, Mugiliformes, Mugilidae. The transcript has 15 exons. The coding region runs from base 32 to 1651 and encodes 539 amino acids. The record is from RefSeq and is a predicted model, not a curated record. Gene Ontology annotation, molecular function: ATP binding; kinase activity. Gene Ontology annotation, cellular component: cytoplasm.